Molecule: messenger RNA, 2434 nt
Organism: Melitaea cinxia (Glanville fritillary)
Lineage: Eukaryota; Metazoa; Arthropoda; Insecta; Lepidoptera; Nymphalidae
Gene: spin
Product: protein spinster
Exons: 9
Coding region: 52-1557 (501 amino acids)
Biological process (GO): transmembrane transport
Cellular component (GO): membrane
Molecular function (GO): transmembrane transporter activity
Source: RefSeq, a predicted model, not a curated record
AGUGGUUUAGACAGUUACAGCACCGUUCAGUUAAGUAUUGGAGCGAGCAUCAUGGACCAGAGUGGUAUUACCCCUAAUACAUCAAAUCAGCAGCUGGUGAUAAAUGGGGAUAAUGAAUCUGCUACAGCGCUGCUUCACGAAAAGCAGACGAGGAGACGAGAUAAUCUGAGGGAUGUCACAUUCAUCGAAUACAUGACAGUUGGAGUGCUAUGUUUUGUCAACCUCAUCAACUAUAUGGACAGAUUCACCCUGGCUGGAGUCUUAGGAGAUGUCAAAAAGGAGUUUGAUAUCGGCGAUGACAAAGCUGGACUUCUGCAGACAGUGUUUGUCAUCGCCUACAUGAUAUUUGCGCCCAUUUUUGGCUACCUGGGCGAUCGCUACUCGAGACGGUCUAUAAUGGCCUUUGGUGUGGCGCUCUGGUGUAUAACUACUUUCGUAGGAUCAUUUAUAACCAAUUUUAGCAUGUUCGCGUUCUUUAGAGGGCUGGUCGGCAUCGGAGAGGCAUCAUAUUCGACCAUUGCUCCCACAAUUAUUAGUGACCUCUUCGUCGGCAACGUUCGAUCGAAAAUGCUUGCGUUCUUCUAUUUCGCCAUACCCGUCGGAAGCGGUUUCGGCUACAUUGUGGGGUCGGUGGCGGGCGCAGCAGCGGGGAACUGGCGAUGGGGGUUGCGUGUAACCCCUUUUCUAGGGGUUGUGGCCGUAGCGCUCAUCCUGUGGGCUAUGGAAAACCCCGAACGUGGUCAGGCUGAAGAGAGCCGAAUGAAACCCACAUCUUAUACGGAUGAUUUGAAAUCGCUCGUGAAGAAUCCGUCGUUUAUGUUGUCGACGCUCGCGUUCACGUGCGUGGCGUUUGUGACGGGCGCGCUCGCGUGGUGGGGGCCGCAGUUCAUCUACCUCGGGCUCACUCUGCAGCCCGGAGUCGACAUCACCAUCGAGAGGGUGUCGUUGGUGUUCGGCGCGCUGACGAUGGCGUCGGGGCUGGUGGGCGUGCCGCUGGGCGCGUGGCUGGGCGCGGCGCUGGUGCGGCGCUGCGGGCGCGCGCACGCGCUGCUGUGCGGCGCCGGCCUGCUGCUGUCCGCGCCCGCCAUGGCCGCCGCCAUGCUGCUCGCCGACCACUGCUUCUACGCGCCCUUCGCGCUCAUGUUCGUUGGCGAGCUCGCUUUGAAUCUCAACUGGGCUAUCGUAGCCGAUAUGUCGCUGUAUGUGGUUAUCCCACCUAGAAGAUCGACUGCAGAGGCGUUCCAGAUAUUAAUAUCACACAUGUUCGGAGAUGCCGGAAGUCCUUAUUUAGUUGGUGUGAUAUCAGAAAAUUUGAAGAGAUCCUUGUCACCAUUACCUUCUGAAGUACCCACUAAAUACGUGCAAUUUAAAGCGCUCCAAUAUGCUCUGUUUGUAACCUGUUUUGUAGAGGUUAUCGGUGGAAUAUUCUUCUUAGUGACUGCUAUUUACAUUGUCAGGGAUAAACAAAAAGUCGAUAAUGCUAUCGCAGCAGCAGAAGCUCAAAGUGCUGAACCGUCUCACAGUAACGCCCAAGAAGAAGUAAAUGAGGAUGAGUAGGACAAAUAUAACUUAAUCGCUUGUCAGUCACAUUACCUACAACAUAGAUCUGUGAGAAUUGUUAACUCACUUCGACAUUUACUUUGAUUACAUCAAUGAAAUACGAAUAGUCGUAUGUAAGUACACUAUACCUCAUACUAUAAAAUAUCUUAUAAUUAUUUGAUCGAAAUAUUGUAAAGACUGAUUCGUAAAUGCACAGCACUUGAUCAAAAAGAUGGAUUACAAUGGAGUGAGAUAGUUUAGAUAAUAGUUAAGGUUAUGGAAACUAGGCAUCACAUUACCUACUGGUUAGGAUUAAGACAAUGUGCCUAAAAUUAUUUUUCAACUUUAUUUCGAUUCCUAUAAAAUUAUUAUCAUUAAUUUAUUAUACCAAAAUAAACUUACUGACCUGUAUGUAUGUAACAGAAUUUUCAUUACAAUAAAUAUAAUAGUAUUUAUUUAAAGAAAUUUAAUGUGAAAUGGUAAUAAUUAUGUAAAUGGCAAGGGAGUUAGUAUUUAAUUACCUCAAGCACUUGUUACACAAGAAAUAGAUACAAAGUUUUUAUUUAUUCUGUUCAUUUCUAAAGUAAUUAAUUUAUAAUUAUUAUUUAUAAAUCAUAAUGAGUGGAAAGCUACUUAAGUAUUGUAUUUGGAGUAACCUGAUGUAAAGAUAUAUUCAUACAGUUUAACACGCUAGCCUUAUAGUACAUUAGUAGACAUUAUAAUGUAAUGUUCAUCAUAGUAAGAGUAUUAUAAAAUAUUUUCAGAUUUAUAGUCUCCAUUAUGUCAAUUAAAUAUUUAUAUUUUAUUUGCAAGUUAAACUGUAUAGAAUAUCAAUAAAGACUGAAUUGUUUGUUUAAAAAUUCCUAAUAAUAAUAGAGAAUUGUUUGUAAAUAUU